Messenger RNA from Cololabis saira (Pacific saury), 2522 nucleotides. Its product is annotated as LHFPL tetraspan subfamily member 2a protein-like. The transcript has 3 exons. The record is from RefSeq and is a predicted model, not a curated record. Gene Ontology annotation, cellular component: membrane. Bases 443 to 1111 code for a protein of 222 amino acids. NCBI's taxonomy places the organism in Eukaryota, Metazoa, Chordata, Actinopteri, Beloniformes, Belonidae.
GUCUGGAAGAAAGAGGAGGCAGGGGCGACGCGUUUGGAGAGCUGGGGCUUCACCGGGAGGGGAUCAAGCGGUCCACGACUUCUUCUCUGCGCCUCCAAAGUCCUCUGACUCAAAGUCUCAGGCGGAACCAUGACUAAGGGAAGCUGCAGCGAGCUGUAGCUGUUUGGGAUGACCGCAACAUUACUUUUCCUCAAAGAGGAGGAGGGAAAGGCAAGGAAGAACUAUUCCCGAUAGGAGGGACAACAUCUGCUCUGAGAAGAUAAGAUCAGCAGCCAUUCUGGAUUUCAACGGGGAACCUACCUGACCUUUCUGUUUGAAGAGAGACCGGACUAAACUUCACUUGGAACUUCAAAGCGCCUGCAGGAAUCCUACUGAUUUUUUUUUUUUAUUUUCUUCUUUUAUAUUUAAUCGACGGGUUCUUACGCUUCUCAAAGGUAACGCCAUGUGUCAUGUCAUCGUAACGUGCCGCUCCAUGCUGUGGACCCUGCUCAGCAUCGUGGUGGCCUUUUCUGAGCUCAUCGCCUUCAUGAGCCCCGAUUGGUUGCUGGGAUCCCCUCGCUCGCACUCCAACGGCAGCAGGGUGGAAGUGGACUUUGGGGAGUUCAGGCCGUCGCUCGGCCUCUACAGCCGCUGCCUCCGCGUGGGCUCCCGGGGAGUCGGGGUGAGCUGCGGGCCGUACGCCGGGACCUUUGGGGAAGUGGCCAGCGGCUUCUGGCAGGCUGCCAUGUUGUUUCUGGCGGCGGGGACGCUGGUGCUCGGGUGUGUGGCCUGCAUCUCCGUCUUCAGCUUGUGCUUUCAGAGCAUUUUGAGGAAGAGUAUAUUCAACAUCUGUGGAUUGCUGCAGGCAGUUGGAGGUCUGCUGCUCAUGGUGGGUCUCAUGCUGUACCCUGCCGGCUGGGGUUCGGAGAAGGUGACCAGCUACUGCGGCAGCGACGCCUUGCCCUACAGACCGGGUCUGUGCUCGCUCGGGUGGGCGUUCUAUGCCGCCAUCGGAGGAACUCUGGCCUCCUUCCUGUGUGCCGUUCUGUCUGCACAGGCUGAGAUUGCCACCUCCAGCGAUAAGGUUCAGGAGGAGAUCGAGGAGGGGAAAAGUCUCAUCUGCCUAUUGUGAGUCUUGGAAAAAGCACAGCAGGAAGUUCCCCUCGCUGUGGUUUCCCAGAAGUGGACACCUGUACAUUUCAGAGGAAAAAGGGUGGACACUUCCAAGAGUAGGGAGGGGGGCGCGGGGGGGGGGUGACCUUCCCUUUCUCCCUUUUUUUUCCUCUUGAUGGUCUGGAUGGAAAAUUGCUGAAAAGAUUUAGAUCUUAGUAACAACCUUUUUCAAAAUUUUUACUCAAAUCUACCUGGUGAUUUCAAUGGGGAAAAAAUAAUUGUAUUUUCUUCUACAUCUUGAGGUCAAACUGUCUGCUGCUUCUGAUACAGCCACUGGCAAAGGAGCUUCACCAGCAUUUCUCUUUUUUUUUUAACAAUACUGUUUAUUUUUUACACAAACUUUUGCCUUAAACAAACCACCGUAUUGGACAAGCAGUUAGAUUAGCUAGUUGGUAGUAAAUGAGCAGUGUUACGGACAACUUGAGCACUGCCAGGAAGACGGUGCAUAUGUUUUUGACGUCAUUAUGAUGCUCAUUGAUGCAGUUCACCUGCAAACUCCAACAAACCACUAACUACAAGCAGAUUCUUUCCACUACAACGCACAAAACUGCUUCCACGUGUUCUCUGUGUGUGAUUAGACAUUUACUGUUGAAUCUCUAAUACGUAUGUGCCUCUUUUGUAUGGCAGGAACUUAAGCGGUGCCACUAAGAGCAAAGCUUACUACAAAAUCAGUUCCUUUUGUUAACCUGGUUGUUUGUGGGUGCAUUGCUAAUUAAUAACUGGCAGUGUGUGCCCAGAAUACAAACAUGUGCCAGAUGUCUGACUCUGUGGACUUAAAUGAGGGAUGUUUUCUAAUGUGAAAUACCUUUCAUUGCCUUGCCAACUUAGAUUUUAGCUACUUAAGGGCAAAAAGUCACUAUUUUUUCCCCAUCUGUUUUUUUUUUUAACAUUUUCUGAGGCUGUUUAAGGUGCAUCUCCUUCUUUAUUAGGUACAUUUGGAGUUUUUUCAUUCAUAAUUAGCACAUCAUGUUGUGUUUUGCACUUGGUCGUUAAUUCAUUUUGUAUUGCUGUAUGUUUUAUUAGUGUGUUUUUCCCCUUUCAUCUAGGUUCCAUAUGUCACUGUAAAUGUUAUGAUUGAUGUGAUGCUGUGCUUUUUAUUAAUUGUAAAUGAGAUGUGCAAUAAUUCCACUAUAGUAUUUUGAUUUGAUGGAUUUGCAUCAAAAAGCAUAUCUACCCUCUCUGUGCUGAAACUGUGCUGAAACUGUGUUUUAAUAUGUGCUAUUUUUGUUACAUUAACAAAAGAGUGACAUCUGUAGCACGCAAUAUGAUGCUACAUGUAUGAAAGGCUGGUCUGUGUGAGGAAAAAUCUGUACUGAAAUAACCCAUGACUUUAGUAAAUGUAUGUGUAAAACCUGCUGCGUGUCCUGAAC